UCGAGAGCAUAUGAGAACGAUGAUUACUGUGAGGAACAAAAUGACAUUAAGAUACUGUGAGAGUGCGAAGAAAAUAGCGAAGCACUAUGAAAAAGACAGUGGGGAGACGUGGUAGUGAUUACUGGAAGGUUUCGCAGUAACGUUUAAGAGAAUCUUUUCGAGAGCCAACUAGGUGAGUGUCUCUCGUCUUUUUCACACCCGUCACAUAUAUCGUCGUAUGCACACGUAUGCUCUUUCCUCUCUAUUGUUUUUGCUAUGCUGACACCAGAGAGAUAGCAGUGUGGAUACAAAAUUCAUCGCCUCGCUGCAAAUCUGAAUUGUAAAGACAAGCGUAGGUAAGCUGCUGCUGCUGCUGCUGCUACCACCACUACUACAACUACCACUGCCGGUGGUAGUUCUAGUCGUAGUAAGAGAUUGUGGCGGUAGUGGUAAUGGUGGUGCCAGUAGUGGCGGUGAUGUUGAAAGAAGUGGCAAUAAACUGGGGUGGAAAGCGAUUUGAGAGGAAAAUACAAAUAUCUGCUGUGAAGUACUGUUUUGGUCACUAUGAUGGAAAAGUUUGACAAAAGACAUACUUAGCUAUACCAGGUUGGAAAUUUAAACGAAAAUAUGCAAAAGAAAAUGAAAAUGAAUUGGAAAAAAGAAAAAAAACACAGUUACCUCCCAUAAGAUGUAAAACCUCAUAAGCAAUUCAACAGUCUAUGUUUAUACAUAGAUCUGGUUGUUACACAUGUAUGAAAACACAAACAUGCAUGCAUAUAUAUUCACACAUCACUAUCAUUGUAGUGUUACUGAAGAUGUAAUACAUUAAUUAAUGCUAACUAUACAACACACACAUAUAUGUAAUGUAUGUGUGUGUAUCUAUGUAGUGUAUGUGUAUAUAUAUAUAUAUAUAUAUGUAUGUAUGUAUGUAAAUUGCAACAUAAUUAUAUGCAUAGAUAUAUGUAUAUAUUUACACAUACAAGCAUAGAUAUGUAUGUUAUCAUGUAGUUUAUAUACAUAUACAUACACACACACACACACACACACACACAUAUAUAUAUAUAUAUAUAUAUAUAUAUAUAUAUAUAUAUAUGUAUGUAUAUAUAUAUAUAUAUAAACUCUGUAAGUUGGAACUUUGACAGUAUAUAUUAAAUAGCUACUCUAUCUAAAAUAUUGAGUUCACUUCAACUUUGAAUGUUACUGAGAACAUAAUAUAUUAAUUAUAAUUAUUUAGUACUAACCGUGUGUGUAUACAUACAUACAUACAUACAUACACACACAUACACACACACACGCACACACACUAAUAUUUAUAUAUAUAAGAGUGUUUGUAUAUAUAUAUAUAUGUGUGUGUGUGUAAAUAUUUACAUACCUAUGAUCAGUUCCAAAAGCAAAAGUAUCAAUAUCGCUCAAUAGCGACAGCAGCAAUAAUAGUAAAUAAUAAUAAUAAUAAUGGUAAAUGAGGUAGAAUAAGAUAGAAGCAAAAUUUAAGUAACAAAAAGGGAACUGAAAAAAAAUAUAUGUUUCCCCUGUUGUAUAUUACGCAAAGAGAUGUCAACGAGUAGUACAUUUAUAGAACCUAUGAAGGAUCGACCGAUCCCGCCUAAAACUGAAGGAGACCAUUUGCCAAAAAAGAGAGAAUGUGGUCCACCAGGAAAUGGGGUUGCACCCAUUUUUGACUAUAUGGAAUCUGAGAUGUCUUCAAGUUCAAACUCACAAACAUUUGAAAACAAAUCACCACCACCACCUGCCUAUGAGAAGCUCUAUCCAUCACCAUACAUGAUGAAUACAAGGUUUAGGAGUUACCGCAGCAAUCUAACACUACAGGGAAAAGUUUACAACUUUUUAGAAAGACCAACAGGCUGGAAGUGUUUCAUUUAUCAUUUCACUGUGUUUAUGAUGGUUUUAAUCUGCCUUAUAUUCAGUGUCUUAUCUACCAUUGACCAAUAUACAGAAUUUGCAAAUGGAACAUUGUUCUGGAUGGAAGUUGUGCUAGUAUUUUUUUUCGGUUUUGAAUAUAUCAUACGUCUCUGGUCAGCCGGUUGUCGAAGUAAAUACAUGGGUGUUUCUGGAAGACUACGGUUUGCUAGAAAACCAAUAUCUGUUAUCGAUUUUAUUGUUGUUGUUGCAUCGAUUGUCGUCUUUCUUAUAGGCUCCGAAGGACAAGUAUUUGCCACUUCUGCCAUCCGAGGAGUUCGUUUCUUGCAAAUCCUUCGUAUGCUCCAUGUUGACAGACAAGGAGGGACAUGGAGAUUACUUGGUUCUGUGAUAUACCUGCAUCGGCAGGAGUUGAUAACUACCCUAUAUAUCGGAUUUUUAGGUCUGAUUUUCUCAUCCUAUUUUGUCUACCUGGCAGAAAGGAAAGAAGGUAAAAAAGACUUUGCCAGCUAUGCUGAUGCCUUAUGGUGGGGAGUUAUAACUGUGAUGACCAUUGGGUAUGGUGAUAAAGUGCCACAAACUUGGCUUGGUAAAAUAGUUGCAUCCUGCUUUGCUGUUUUUGCAAUAUCAUUCUUUGCCUUACCAGCCGGAAUUCUUGGAUCAGGAUUUGCUCUGAAAGUACAACAAAAACAGCGACAGAAGCACUUUAACAGACAAAUUCCAGCUGCUGCCACUCUUAUACAGUGUGUUUGGCGAUGUUAUGCAGCUGAUCCUUCCUUCAACUCAGAAGCGACAUGGAAAAUCCAUAUUCAAGACACAUAUCCCGAGGAAACAGUUCUUGCACGAAUGGCCAGGCGAGCAAGUUUGACAUUAAGGAAACGCCGUGCAUCACGGAUGGAUGUUAAUUCUCCAAGCAGCCAUUUGCACCGGGACAGUAUCAUAUCUCUGUCAUUUACAGAUGAAAAGGGAUCAGCAAAUUCGAAGAUUUCUAGUGCUGCAUCCCGUACAGAUCCUCGUCGACAUAGUAUGUGUGGCACUACAGAGUACAAUGAAGACACAGACGCUGAAAAUGAGGAAACAGAAAGAGUAUUCCACUUGACGGAACGCCAUAAAGUUGCUAUCCGUGUGAUACGAAAAAUAAAAUAUUUUGUUUCUCGUAGGAAACUUCUGCAAGCCAGAAAACCAUAUGAUGUUCGAGAUGUUAUUGAACAAUAUUCACAAGGCCAUCUUAAUAUGAUGGUGAGAAUAAAAGAAUUACAGCGGAGGCUUGACCAAAUUCUUGGGAAACCUUCAACUUUGUACCAUAAUUCACGAGACAGAGACAAAAUGACAAUUUGUGCACGCAUUGUAAGAGUAGAAAAUCAGAUGGUACAAAUGGAUCAGAAACUGGAUAAUGUUGUUGAAAUGCUGAGAAACUUGAUGAAACAUUUAACAAGUGAGAGAGAAGGAAAACCAUGGCAUUUCUCUUCCCAAGACAAUGAAGAACCUGUGGAAAAAUUUUCGUCUACCAAAUCCACUCACAAAGCUCUAGUCGGCUCGAGACUAUAGUAGGAGACAUUUGCCCAAGGUGCCAUGCAGUGGAAUCGAACCCGGAACUACGUGGCUGGUAAAUGUGCAGGUAUAGGUGUAUGAAUAAAAAAAGUGCACUUGUUUGUUUACAUCUUUGCUAAUCUACACUCUUCACUUAGUUUAGAUUUCCCGCAUCACAAAAUCACCUACUGACUUUUCACCUUCGAAGAGGUGUGGACAAAGGGAGUCCUUAAAUGGAAAAAAGAAACAAAAAACAAACAAAAAAGACAUAAUGGCAACCACCUUUGAAAAAAAAAAAACAUUCAAUAAUAUAUUUUUCUAACCCAAGCUAGCAUAGAAAAGGGGAUAUAAAACAAAUAAACGAACGAAUACACACGCACGCGCGUGUGUACAUAUAUAGUGUCUGCAGUGGUGGUUAGACUGGGAUCGAUUGAGACAUGUGGUUGAUGAAUAAGGCUGAAGUGCUCUUUCCAGCAUUCGAGACAGGCGGUUUCUGUUGUGAUGACGUUGCCAUAGUAUCCUUCCCCAGGGCUGUCCUGAACGGGGAACCGGUACGAGCUCUACAGAGCAUGGUGAACACCAACCUGAUGUCGUUGUUCCUUGCCUGCAGGUGCUCGGCUUCUUCCGCCCAAAACUUCUCCCCGUCAACUGUGAUGACCUUGUAAAUCCGGUUGAGCUGGCGGUACUCAUUCGUGUCGUCGUGCAAACGAGCCUUGCGACGGCAUUUCUUUGCCUUUAGCGUUCGCAAGGAAAUCCAGGGCUGCUUGGGAAGGGGUCUUGAGUUUACCAGGACGUCAUGGGUAGACUGGUUGACGCUUGAUUUGAAGAUCUCUAAAUUGUCACUCUCAUCCUCGACCAGGGCACUGAAGCGAAUAUAGAAGCAAUGUUGGGAUCACGAAAAUAAGAAGAGUCAGGGUGGGGCUGGUACUUGGUGGCACGAUCUGUCCGCAACUUCAGCUUGAGUUUUGCAGCCAGCAAUCUAUAGUCGGUAUUGCCGAGUUGAGCUCCUCUAUAGACCCACCAGUUGGUGACAAAUGAUAUCCAGCGGCGGGAGAUGAUGUGGUCGAUCGCUAUCCGGACCGUGCCAAGUCCAGCAAUGGCUAAGUUUGUGGUAGAACCAGGUGUCGGCGAUAUAGAGGUUGUUGUAGUGGCAUAGGAAUAGCAGACGAUUAUCAUUGUCAUUGGUAGAUGGAGCGGCGAAAGUUGUGCCAAUGGGUUGAGUUUGGAGUGGGUUGAUUGAAGGGAGUCUGGGGUGAAAGGAGAUUGGCGUCCGUCAAGAUCGUUAUGUCGUGGGGGGUGGGAUUUGUCCUAAAACCUGUUGGGGUUGGUUGUAGUAAUCAUCCUUGACUGUGUCCUCUGCGACGUCUGUAGGCAUCUUCUCGUGUCCAUGGUGAAAACGGGCGGACAGCAAGCAUAGCUCACCAGGUUGCAGCUGAUGUGCGACUUGCAGACGUGCAUGAGUGUAGUAGUCUCCUGCGAUGAGCCCACCACUGCCGGGCCAGCGUGUUUCGCAGAGUCCUGCCAAGGUGAUGUUGUAGCGGGGUAGCUCUCGGACCGCCUUUAUAUCGUCUUCGUUGACCUCAAAGCGACAUUCGACAUGGUCGACCUCGCAUCCCUCUGGAAAAUUCUGAAGCUCGUCGGCGCGCCACUCUACGUCACUGUCCUGCCCCAAUGGCAAUGCCGAGAGCUGCGUGCGGGUGAACGGAAAGGAUUCUGACUGGCUUCUCAUCGACAGCGGGGUCAGACAGGGCUGCGUGGCUUCCCCCCGACCUUUUCAACUGUGUCAUCAAUUAUCUGAUGAUCAAUCUUUGGGAGUGAGUUUCUGGCAUUACCUACGGGAACUACCACUUUAUCGACCGGGAGUGUGCGGACGAUAACCACCCUAAUCAUCAACUCGAUUGACCUGCUCAGGGACUCACUAACCAGAUACUAACCGAGAGGAAUCAACAAAGCUUGGCCUUCAAGUGAGCUAGGCGAAGACCAAGCCGAUGCAUGUCGACAUUGAUAUAAAUAUAUAUUUAUUUAUCGAUAUGUGUGUGUGUGUGUGUGUGUGUGUAUGUACGUAUGUUUGUAUGUGUGCGUGAAUAGUUGUAUAUGUGUAUACAUCCAUACAUAUACUCAUAAAUAUGCAUACACACAUUCACAUUUGUGAAAGAAAUUUAUCUCACAAAGGGAAACAAUAAAAAUGGGGAAAAUGUGUUUCUUUUAUACAAAUUUGUCUAUUCUACGGAGAAAUGGAUGAAAAUAAAAAAUCGGUGUUUCUUGAACACGGAUUUCAUUUGGCUAUGGUUUGGCAUCUGGCAAAAAGGAUGUUCCUUAAAUAUAAAACGUCAUCUGUAAGCUAUUUUUAUCACAAAUUUCAAUAUUUUUUCUGUUUUUGUAAUUUUUUUGUCAAUCACCUGAAUAUUUUGUAAAAUUUUCAUUGGAUAUUUUUGCAGUGAAAUCCACCAAUCUUUGCACUUUAUAGCUUCCCUAAUGAACAUUCAAAAUUAGCAUGUUUACGUGUAAGAAUAGAAACAUGUACAUCAGUUAUCAAUAAAAUCUGUAUUCAUAGCUUG
This is a messenger RNA of Octopus bimaculoides (California two-spot octopus), 5945 nucleotides long. Its product is annotated as potassium voltage-gated channel subfamily KQT member 1. Gene Ontology annotation, cellular component: voltage-gated potassium channel complex; membrane. Gene Ontology annotation, biological process: potassium ion transmembrane transport. NCBI's taxonomy places the organism in Eukaryota, Metazoa, Mollusca, Cephalopoda, Octopoda, Octopodidae. Gene Ontology annotation, molecular function: voltage-gated potassium channel activity. The record is from RefSeq and is a predicted model, not a curated record.